This is a messenger RNA of Dioscorea cayenensis subsp. rotundata (Guinea yam), 1542 nucleotides long. RefSeq lists its product as uncharacterized. NCBI's taxonomy places the organism in Eukaryota, Viridiplantae, Streptophyta, Magnoliopsida, Dioscoreales, Dioscoreaceae. The record is from RefSeq and is a predicted model, not a curated record. The coding region runs from base 83 to 991 and encodes 302 amino acids. Gene Ontology annotation, cellular component: nucleus. The transcript has 3 exons. Gene Ontology annotation, molecular function: polyubiquitin modification-dependent protein binding.
GCACAUAGUUAAACCAGCGUCCAGCCCCCACCUUUCGGCUUCUCAUCUUCUUUCCCGAUCUUGUUACUGAUCAUCUCUCUCCAUGGCCGACGACCUCCCCCCAUUCGACAAGAUCUCCAUCCCGGGCCCCGUCCUCGCUGCCAUCCUCCACCGAUGCUCCUCCUCCUCCGGCGACUCCAACGGCCUCCUCUUCGGCCGCGCUGUCCCUCUCCCUCCUCGCGAACCCACUGAUGACCUCGGCCCUUCCCCUUCCCCAACCCUCGCCGCCGUCGUCACCUCCCAUCUCUCCUCAUCUUCCCCUGCGUCCUUUUUCGACCCUCUUGGCCGCAUCGAUUCCAAUUCCUCCUUCCUGUGUUCUCCUCCCGUCCCCGGCUCACACCUCAUCGGCUGGUUCUCUGCUCGCCGUCGUUCCCCCCUCCGCCCCUCUAUGCGCGAGCGCGCUGUCUCACUCUCGCUCUUCAAGUCUGUAAUCCAGGAUUCCGCCGAUUUCAGCGCUAGACCCUCCGUUUUUCUCCUCUUGUCGUCGUUGGAGUCGGGGAACCAAGCCGUACACACGCAUGACUACCGCGCGUUCGUUAUCUGCCCCAGCGGCGCUCUGGAACCGCGAUCGGUGAGUAUCGUCAACGUUGGCCCGGCUUUCCGGGGCCAGUAUGGGGCGUUUACUCCUGAGUCACCGUUCCCUUGGAUUCCGAUGGCACCGAGGUGGAAAGAUGAUGAUGGGGGGGAGAGACGGAGUCUCAAUGGCCUUCGGCAAGUGGCACAUGAGCAGCGGGUGCUCGAUGUCUCUGCGGAGGGGUUCGGAAUUGAGAGGUUGGGGAUUUUGGUGGGAGAUGGGGCUGCGGAGUAUACUUCGGAGGUGGAGGAUUUAUAUAAGAAGAUGCUUGUUAAACUUGAGGGCCUCGCCCGGAAUGUGGAGGAGAGCAAUGUUAGGGUUUUGGAGCAGGAAAGUAGGAACAUUGAGUUGCGAAAAAAGCUAGCUGGGUUGGAUUAGUUCAUGUUGAUUGUUAUAAUUUUGGCUGGAGAUGGUUCAAUGAUCAGUGGUAUAGAUAAAAGACUUCAGAGAGAAUGACCAGAACUCUGGUCCAUUAAACCAUCGGUCAGAAAUUAUCUCAGACCCUAUAGAACUUGUAUCUUAUUCUGACCAGCCAUAGAGUCCAUUGUUACCUUCUGAAGUCUGUUCCAUGCCAGUGUGGUGGCGUUUUGUUAAUAUGCAUUUUGAGGGUUGAAUUCUGAAGAAGAAAUUUAUCAAGCAGGUUGGUUGGGAAGCUUUUGAGGCUUUAGUAAUAGAAAGGGAUGGGAACUUAAAAAAAUCAAAAUGACAAUAGGCUCUUCUUGCCUGGACUCUUUUUUUUCUUUUUUUUUUUAUCAUUGACAAGUGAUGGUUAGUAACUUGGGUUGUAAUGGCCGUUUUGCUGUCUGUGUUUACCACCAGGGCUGGAGCGUUUCUGAGAAAUUCUCAAUUUUCUACUACCGCAAUUUACCCUCCUCUCUAUCUCAGGUGGUAAAUGUUGCUUUUGCCGAAAUGUUUUUCAGUGUGGGAAA